AUGCAGACUGGAGAUCUUGCAGAGUCUUACAAUGCAAGACUACGACUAGACUUUGUGUUUUCCAAGACAAUUACCAAUUGCAACCUCAACAACAAUAUCUCUGAAAAACCGAUCACAAACCUGACCGCAUUAAACCAGGAUCUGGAGACACGAAACCAGAAGCUGGAGACACGAAACCGGGAGCUGGAGACACAAAACCAGGAGCUGGAGACACGAAACCAGGAGCUGGAGACACGAAACCAGGAGCUGGAGACAGAAAGGAAGAACUUAAAAGUGCCGAUCCAAAACAUCAGUCGAGCUCAGUGGAACAUCGAUGAAUACUGCCCCAAAGUACAGAACGAGAGACGGUGUAGACCUUGUCAGGAGGGAUGGAGACUCGUCAGGUCCAGCUGCUAUCUGUUUAAUGACGUUGGUUCUUCGGAUCUGAAAACCUGGGACGAAGCUCGAGAAGACUGCAGAGCACGGGGUUCAGAUUUGGUUGUUGUACGUGAUGAAGAUGAAGAAGGUGCACUCAGUUUUUACAGAUGGCGUGGACCCUGGGUUGGUCUGAGAGCUGAAGGAGGGAGAUGGAAGUGGAUCGAUGGAAGAGAUCUGACUGAACGACGGAUACAAGGCCAACCUCCUACUGACGGUCAGUGUGCAGUUUAUGUGGAUGCGUUCAGCUGGAAAUCAGUGAGCUGUGCUGAGAGAAGACCAUGGAUCUGCCAGAAGAAGUCUUUAUCUGUUUAACCCCUGCAGUCAGACUUGAGAAGGCUACUGGAUGCUCUGCAUGAUAAUAUCAACUGGCUUCAUAAAUAUCUAACUAUGAAAAGCUCUACUUCACAUCUUAAAUGGCUUGUUUUAAACAAAACAAACAUGUAUAAGGGUUUUAUCUUAAUUUGAAAAGAAAAGAAAAAGUUUGAAGAUGUUC
Messenger RNA from Etheostoma spectabile (orangethroat darter), 910 nucleotides. Its product is annotated as CD209 antigen-like protein C. The record is from RefSeq and is a predicted model, not a curated record. Bases 1 to 729 code for a protein of 242 amino acids. The transcript has 5 exons. NCBI's taxonomy places the organism in Eukaryota, Metazoa, Chordata, Actinopteri, Perciformes, Percidae.